AUGCAACCAAUCGACGCUGGGAAACGUGCGGGCAUACUGGCUGGGGACCGUGGUCUACGCGGCGUGCUGACCCUGCAGUCAUUUGUGACCUCCUUCCGGGUACGAUACAGCCCACAAGACUCGCGUCAACAGCCUUCGCUGCAGCAACUGGGAGCCUUCCUCGCUUGCUUCGUGGCCUGGCCUGUUACGAACCGGUAUGGCCGUCAUAAAACACUCGCGCUGGCCUCGGCUAUCUUUGUUGUCGGCGCGGAUAUUCAAACGAUCGACACCCACGCAAUGGGCGCGUUCUACCCCGGACGCGUCAUUGCGGGCGUUGGCCUCGGUGCAGCAACCGUCGUGAACCUCAUAUACAGCUCGGAGAUGACCGCGAAGCACUUGCGCGGACAGAUCGCGGCAUUUCCAUGUCGUACUUGGUCGACUAUGACCUUUUCAAAGGCAUCUCUGCCCAAGGAGUCAAUGCAAUGGCAGAUCCCCAUCGGGCUGCAGAUCGUCCCCGCUGCGCUCCUUGGUCUUAGCAUGCUCACGCUCAAGGAAUCCACUCGAUGGCUCACUCAGAAGGACAGACACGAAGAGGCCUAG
This is a messenger RNA of Paraphaeosphaeria sporulosa, 579 nucleotides long. RefSeq lists its product as uncharacterized. Gene Ontology annotation, molecular function: carbohydrate:proton symporter activity. Bases 1 to 579 code for a protein of 192 amino acids. The transcript has 3 exons. Gene Ontology annotation, cellular component: membrane. The record is from RefSeq and is a predicted model, not a curated record. Lineage: Eukaryota; Fungi; Ascomycota; Dothideomycetes; Pleosporales; Didymosphaeriaceae. Gene Ontology annotation, biological process: transmembrane transport; carbohydrate transport.